UUGCUCACGAACUUUACGCCAGCAACGAUCGGCCGCUCUAUAUGUGACGUCUGACGCCUUUUUUAUCUCUCUCCACAUACACACACACAUACACAUACUAUCGCAAUUUUCUGGGAGCACGUGUACACCGCUGUGCAGUUUCGGCAACAUGCGUUCCUUGAUCUUCUUCGCUCUUGUCGCAACGGCUCAUUGCCAGGAAUAUUUCCGGCAACCGGAAAAGAUCAUAAGCGAGAACCGGAACCUGGGCGACAAUCGUGGCCACUACUCGUUCACGUACGAGACUGAGGGUGGUAUCGUGCAAACAGAGACCGGAAGUCGAAAGUAUGCUGGCACGCCAUCCGAAACUCAACUGAUCCAAGGCUCUGUGCAGUACAACGCCCCAGACGGAACACCGAUAGCGAUUAGCUGGACUGCCGACGAAUUCGGCACUCAAGUUGCCGGUACUCACGUGCCAACACCACCCCCAAUACCGCCAGCCAUUCAAAGGGCCCUCGACUGGAUCGCGAAACAACCCUCGACCCCGGAACCCGAGGAGGUUGGCAAAGACUCACCAAGCCAACAAAAUACUGUUCCAGCAAGCACUAAUCGGCAAUACAAACCGCCACGGACGAAUCAACGAAACUGAUUGUUCGUGAUCCGUGACUCGUUAAAAUACCUCCUUAGUCGUAAUAUCUUGUCUAACAUUUCUAUGUAAUUGUAAGUUAAUAUUUCUAUUUCGAAAGAUCGCGAGGUUUUAGGUUAAGUUUGCGAAAACUUUUAGGUUAGGUUUAUUUACUUAUAUGAGACAUAUAUGUGAGAAUUGUUAAUAAUUGAAUUGUGAUGUGUUGUUAUUAGAAAACAUUGGUUAAAGCAAAAAUUAAUUUUAACAAUUUUAAAUCUUUGCGAAAUAUAUAAGGUUUUCUAAUUUUUGUUAAAUGAUACAUGAAACUUCGAACAUUUGAAUGUAUUUUAAAAAAUGGAAAUGUUAGAUGAAAAAUUUUAAUUAAGGAGGGAAUAUCUGUUAGAACAAGUUUUCAUGUUAGUUUUUUUUUACAAUGUACAAAAUAAAAUUUAUAUUUUCAUAGAAAAUUUAUUUGGUAUGAAUUUGACUCGUUUGAUUGACGAACGUUCAUAUUGAUUUUUUUUAUUUAAGAAAGUUAAAAGAUAUAAAAAUCGGUAUAUUUUAUUAUGAUCUCAUAAAUACAUUUAGAAAGAAAUUAUU
Apis mellifera (honey bee) is the source of this 1201-nucleotide messenger RNA. It is a transcript of the gene CPR17, whose product is annotated as cuticular protein 17. NCBI's taxonomy places the organism in Eukaryota, Metazoa, Arthropoda, Insecta, Hymenoptera, Apidae. Gene Ontology annotation, cellular component: chitin-based extracellular matrix. Gene Ontology annotation, molecular function: structural constituent of chitin-based larval cuticle. The transcript has 2 exons. The record is from RefSeq and is marked validated. The coding region runs from base 149 to 625 and encodes 158 amino acids.